AAAAAUGUAAGCGUUUACCAAUGUUUUUAGGCUGGUGCUAUGGAUAGAGCGGCGAAAUUGCCGAAACUGCAAGAUGAAGAGAGGGAGUCAAAGUAUGGAUACGUUUACGCCGUUUCCGGUCCUGUCGUGACUGCCCAAAAGAUGUCUGGUUCAGCUAUGUAUGAAUUGGUGCGAGUUGGCUAUUCUGAACUUGUAGGAGAAAUUAUUCGUUUGGAAGGAGACAUGGCCACCAUCCAGGUCUAUGAAGAAACUUCAGGUGUCACAGUAGGAGACCCUGUAUUGAGGACGGGAAAACCUUUGUCUGUGGAGCUCGGCCCUGGUAUCAUGGAGUCUAUCUUUGACGGUAUUCAGCGCCCGCUUAAGGACAUCAACGAACUUACACAAAGUAUUUACAUUCCUCGUGGUGUUAACACUCCUGCCUUGAGUGUCACUGCUGAAUGGGAUUUCAAACCAUGCAACAUUAGGAUUGGUAGCCAUGUAACUGGAGGCGAUAUCUACGGCACCGUUUUUGAAAACCGAAUGGUUAAACAUAAAAUGAUGCUCCCUCCUCGUGCUAGAGGUACUGUUACGUGGAUGGCUUCUCCUGGUCACUACAGGGUCACUGAUAAAAUUCUUGAAAUUGAGUUUGAUGGGGAAAAGACCGAUUAUACCAUGUUACAAGUUUGGCCUGUACGUCAACCGCGUCCAGUUGUAGAAAAACUUCCAGCCAAUCAUCCUCUUUUGACUGGACAGCGUGUAUUGGAUGCUCUCUUCCCUUGCGUCCAAGGUGGAACAACAGCAAUUCCUGGCGCUUUCGGCUGCGGCAAAACCGUAAUUUCGCAAUCGUUGUCCAAGUACUCAAACUCUGACGUGAUUAUUUACGUCGGUUGUGGUGAACGUGGUAACGAAAUGUCUGAAGUACUUCGAGACUUCCCCGAGUUGACGUGCGAGGUUGAUGGUAUUACUGAAUCAAUCAUGAAGCGUACAGCCCUGGUGGCCAACACCUCAAACAUGCCUGUCGCUGCCCGUGAAGCUUCUAUUUACACUGGUAUCACUUUGUCUGAAUAUUUCCGUGACAUGGGUUACAACGUCUCCAUGAUGGCUGACUCGACAUCACGUUGGGCCGAGGCUCUUCGUGAAAUUUCCGGUCGUCUUGCUGAAAUGCCUGCCGACAGUGGCUACCCAGCAUACUUGGGUGCCCGUUUGGCCUCUUUCUACGAGCGCGCUGGUCGUGUCAAGUGCCAAGGUAGCCCAGAACGUGAGGGCUCUGUCUCUAUCGUCGGUGCCGUUUCUCCUCCUGGUGGUGACUUCUCAGAUCCCGUUACUUCCGCAACUUUGGGUAUCGUCCAAGUGUUUUGGGGUCUUGACAAGAAACUUGCCCAGCGAAAGCAUUUCCCUUCCAUCAACUGGCUUAUCUCUUACAGCAAGUACAUGCGUGCUCUGGAUGACCAUUACGAACGUCAUUUCCCUGAGUUUGUACCCCUGCGUACCAAGGUUAAAGAAAUUUUGCAAGAAGAAGAAGAUCUUUCAGAAAUUGUCCAACUUGUCGGCAAGGCCUCUCUUGCUGAAACAGACAAGAUCACGUUGGAAGUCGCCAAAUUGUUAAAGGAUGAUUUCCUUCAACAAAACGGAUACUCGUCUUACGAUCGAUUCUGCCCAUUCUACAAAACCGUGGGUAUGCUGCGAAACAUGGUUGGUUUCUACGAUAUGGCUCGCCACGCAGUUGAAUCUACCGCCCAAUCAGAUAACAAGAUCACAUGGGGAACCAUUCGUGAAUCCAUGGGCAACAUCCUCUAUCAACUGUCAUCGAUGAAAUUCAAGGAUCCCGUCAAAGACGGCGAAGCCAAAAUCAAGCAAGACUACGAUGAACUGCACGAACAAAUGCAGCAAGCCUUUAGGAAUUUGGAAGAUUAAUAAGAUACAAUAACCAACUUGUGUGUUAGUUUUCCUCCUCGCAGAUUAUAAAGAAACAUCCGUAGCUCAUCCUGCGUUCCUUAAAAAAUUGUUUCGCAGCCAAGGCAGGUCUCUGUCAUUAGUUGACUUUUUUUUACUUCUAUCUACUUGUUUUCCCUGUGCGUGUGUGUAUAUGGUUUGUUUUGAAUUUUUUCUGGGUCCUGGAACACCAAUAAUUCCAUUUUUGUCAUAUGAAAGAGCCAUCACCCAAUCCAAUUAUUGUCGUUAUAAAGCAUAACAAAUCUAGGAGAUUAAUGCAUGGAACAUUCCUGAUGGACA
Daphnia carinata is the source of this 2211-nucleotide messenger RNA. Its product is annotated as V-type proton ATPase catalytic subunit A. The transcript has 11 exons. Gene Ontology annotation, biological process: ATP metabolic process; proton transmembrane transport. NCBI's taxonomy places the organism in Eukaryota, Metazoa, Arthropoda, Branchiopoda, Diplostraca, Daphniidae. Gene Ontology annotation, molecular function: ATP hydrolysis activity; proton-transporting ATPase activity, rotational mechanism; ATP binding. Gene Ontology annotation, cellular component: proton-transporting V-type ATPase, V1 domain; lysosomal membrane. The record is from RefSeq and is a predicted model, not a curated record. Bases 40 to 1893 code for a protein of 617 amino acids.